This is a messenger RNA of Odobenus rosmarus divergens (Pacific walrus), 2907 nucleotides long. It is a transcript of the gene MID1, whose product is annotated as midline 1 (Opitz/BBB syndrome). Bases 331 to 2334 code for a protein of 667 amino acids. Gene Ontology annotation, molecular function: zinc ion binding; protein binding. Lineage: Eukaryota; Metazoa; Chordata; Mammalia; Carnivora; Odobenidae. The record is from RefSeq and is a predicted model, not a curated record. The transcript is spliced from 10 exons.
GAGCCAGGCGGUCCUCGCUUCCGCGAGCCCGACUUUUCAUAGGCUGGGAAGAAAAGCUGGAGAAACUUGACAUUGUCUUGGGCAGAGUGCGUGUAGCAACAGAUCAAAGGAAAAGGAAGAAAACGUGCUCUUUGCUGCCUGUGGAUCUCACUGAGUUGCUUUUGUCUUGCGGGCUUCUGUUGGGUUUGGUGUUUCCCCUCUGAAGAGCGCGGCGUGGGCUCCGAGGCAGCUCGCUCCCUGCCGGAUGGGUCAUGGAAUUCUAAACAUGAGGCAGAUAGCUGAUCAGCUUCCUUGGAUUUUGCUGAUGACCCAGGAGAGCUUUGCCUGAAGAUGGAAACGCUGGAGUCGGAGCUGACCUGCCCUAUUUGUCUGGAGCUCUUUGAGGACCCUCUCCUGCUACCCUGUGCACACAGCCUCUGCUUCAACUGCGCCCACCGCAUCCUGGUGUCACACUGCGCCACCAACGAGUCUGUGGAGUCCAUCACCGCCUUCCAGUGCCCCACCUGCCGACAUGUCAUCACGCUCAGCCAGCGAGGUCUAGACGGACUCAAGCGCAACGUCACCCUGCAGAACAUCAUCGACAGGUUCCAGAAGGCAUCCGUGAGCGGGCCCAAUUCCCCUAGCGAGACCCGCCGGGAGCGGGCAUUCGACGCCAACACCAUGACCUCCGCCGAGAAAGUUCUCUGCCAGUUCUGUGACCAGGAUCCUGCCCAGGAUGCUGUGAAGACCUGUGUCACUUGUGAAGUGUCCUACUGUGAUGAGUGCCUGAAAGCCACUCACCCAAACAAGAAGCCCUUUACAGGCCAUCGUCUGAUUGAGCCAAUUCCGGACUCGCACAUCCGGGGGCUGAUGUGCCUGGAGCAUGAGGAUGAGAAGGUGAAUAUGUACUGUGUGACCGAUGACCAGUUAAUCUGUGCCUUGUGUAAACUGGUUGGGCGGCACCGAGAUCAUCAGGUGGCAGCUUUGAGUGAGCGCUAUGACAAAUUGAAGCAAAACUUGGAGAGUAACCUCACCAGCCUUAUCAAGAGGAACACGGAACUGGAGACCCUUUUGGCUAAACUCAUCCAAACCUGUCAGCAUGUGGAGGUCAAUGCAUCACGUCAAGAAGCCAAAUUGAUGGAGGAGUGUGAUCUUCUCAUUGAGAUCAUUCAGCAGAGACGACAGAUUAUUGGAACCAAGAUCAAAGAAGGGAAGGUGAUGAGGCUUCGCAAACUGGCUCAGCAGAUUGCAAACUGCAAGCAGUGCAUCGAGCGGUCCGCGUCCCUCAUCUCCCAGGCGGAACACUCUCUGAAGGAGAAUGAUCAUGCGCGGUUCCUACAGACAGCUAAGAAUAUCACCGAGAGAGUCUCCAUGGCAACUGCAUCAUCCCAGGUCCUAAUUCCUGAAAUCAACCUCAAUGACACAUUUGACACCUUUGCCUUAGAUUUUUCCCGAGAGAAGAAAUUGCUAGAAUGUCUGGAUUACCUUACAGCUCCCAACCCUCCCACAAUUAGAGAAGAGCUCUGCACUGCUUCCUAUGACACCAUCACCGUUCAUUGGACCUCCGAUGAUGAGUUCAGUGUGGUUUCCUAUGAGCUCCAGUACACCAUAUUCACCGGACAAGCCAACGUUGUUAGUCUGUGUAACUCUGCCGAUAGCUGGAUGAUUGUCCCCAACAUCAAGCAGAACCACUACACGGUCCAUGGUCUGCAGAGUGGCACCAAGUACAUCUUCAUCGUCAAGGCCAUCAACCAGGCGGGCAGCCGCAGCAGUGAGCCUGGGAAGUUGAAGACAAACAGCCAGCCAUUUAAACUGGACCCCAAGUCUGCACAUCGAAAGCUGAAGGUGUCCCACGAUAACUUGACAGUAGAACGUGAUGAGUCAUCCUCCAAAAAGAGCCACACGCCCGAACGCUUCACCAGCCAAGGGAGCUAUGGCGUAGCUGGAAAUGUGUUCAUUGAUAGCGGUCGGCAUUACUGGGAAGUGGUCAUAAGUGGGAGCACAUGGUAUGCCAUCGGCCUUGCUUACAAAUCGGCCCCGAAGCAUGAGUGGAUUGGGAAGAACUCUGCUUCCUGGGCACUGUGCCGCUGUCACAAUAACUGGGUGGUGAGACACAACAGCAAGGAAACCCCCAUCGAGCCAGCCCCCCACCUCCGGCGCGUCGGCAUCCUGCUGGACUAUGACAAUGGUUCCAUCGCCUUCUACGAUGCUUUGAACUCCAUCCACCUCUACACCUUCGACAUCACCUUCUCGCAGCCUGUGUGCCCCACCUUCACAGUGUGGAACAAGUGCUUGACCAUUAUAACUGGCCUUCCCAUCCCAGACCAUCUGGACUGCACAGAGCAGGCGCCGUGAGCACCUGGCCACAUGGAGCUGCUUUCUGGGGCAUAAAAGGGUCGUGGCCACCAUUUCAGGGACAGAGAAAGCACAGGCUUCCAGAGUGUGAUUAAAUGUCGCCAAAAAGUGUCCAGAAACAUUGACUAGGAUAGGACUCAACAUAGACGAUUCUCCCCUUUUCGUGUCUUUUGUAUUAAGUACAUGCUUUAAUAAUUUCUUCAAAUUUGUCCUGUGUUUGCAGGAAAAUUUAUAGAUUAUUUAUGAAAGAAACAUAACCGGAAUUACAACUCUUAGACAUGAUCUGGUUUUGCACAUUAAGAGGCCCAGAAGUUUGCCAGCUCUUUACAACAACCUUUGUGUCAUCACGCGCUGUGGGCUUGAGAAAAACAAAUCUUUUGUAGUUUCGUACGCUCAUUCAGCUUCUCACAUCGUCGUGUCAUACUGAUCCCAUCUUGGGUCCUGUCGCCUCAACGGUGCAUAACAGAAUAUGCAGUUACCUUAAAAAAAAAAAAAAGUUUUGAACCUAGUAGGGCAGCAACCGGGCUUUCUUAGUCUGCUUUAUUGUGAAGUGUUUUCAGUGUGAUGUCAAAA